This is a messenger RNA of Linum trigynum, 3116 nucleotides long. NCBI's taxonomy places the organism in Eukaryota, Viridiplantae, Streptophyta, Magnoliopsida, Malpighiales, Linaceae. The record is from the annotation of a GenBank genome assembly.
AGCUCUCGCCGGAUCUUCUCCUCUCCUUAAAAUAUUAAAAUUAACAAAAACAUUAACCAGCUAACAUUUUGGCCUUUUGGGGAGAUUGCGAAAACUUAACGAGGUAGUUUCCCGACCAAUCACAAGCCAAUUUGUCAUAAAUCAAACGUGGCAGUGCUCAGUGCUCUCCACGUGUCCAUUACAAGGUGGAGAAAGAAGUGGGUAAUAAACUAAUAAUACAAUAACGUAAUCUACGGCAGAGCGGCGAAUCCACCACCACGAGACGAGACGAGACCUUCUCCUCCUUUCGCCAGACUGUUCGAUGUUCUGUCUCCCCCUUCUGAUUCUGUUCCAGCUUCUCUGACUCUGAGAAGAGUCAUCGAUCGAAUUUCAUUUCACCCUGGUGUCAGAGUUCAUACAGAGAGAAACCUCCAGAAAGUAGAGAGAGAGAGAGAGAGAGAGAAUCCGAGCUGGGGAAAAUGCCGCCAUAAAGAGAAUAUAAUUCUUCUUUUCAAAAACCCUAGAAUUCCAACACUUUCCUCCCUUUCCUUGUUGUGCUUGCUUUCCCCCCCUUCUCGCUUUCGGUCUCCCUUUUUCGGGGGGGUUCACUUGUAAAACUAUUUCUUGGUGGUGGGUUUUCGUUUUGUUGAUCGAUCUGCAUUUCGGGUUAUAAAGUUGAGAUCGAUUACCCCACAAGGCCCUCAGUCGUCGUUGCUUUUUGUUAGGUGACUUCUCAUUGUGAAGCUUUUGUUAGUUGAAUCGUAAUCGCGAGUUCCUGCCGUUCUUUCUCUGUUUGGGCGUUCAAUUUUGCAACUUUAUGAUCAGAUUCAUUCUGGGUUUCUCUCCGAUUUCCCAUUUUCUUACUGAAUUACGCUCAAUUUGCAGGCAAGGUCAAAGUUCGCGAUUCUCCGAUUGAAUCAUCAAUCGUCUUCCCGGGGGUUCUGCAGCUGUGUGAAUUAUUCCCUUCUGAUGUUUGAUUUCCAAGUUCUGAAUAAAAACCCUGUAAAAUUUUCAGCUGGGCAAUUGUUCCUGUACUCCAUUCCUUCUGUUUUCCUUCCAUCACAUGUUGUAUACUUUAUAUGUUGUCUAUACUGUCUUAGAUUCCGUUUAAAAAUUUGAUCUUUUUUCUUCAGCAACCUUUUCUUUGAGUGGAAACGGUUGUCCUCGGUUCUUCUCAGUUCAUUUUGGGUUGGAACUGUUGAGUAUUCAGUUGGGGGGAGUUCGAUAGAUAUGGCGGAUAGGUAUAGAUCGGCUUCGCUGGAGGACCUACCUUCGCACUUGAUUCUUGAGAUAUUGACUACUGGAAGGCUUAGUGCCGCUGAUCUUGUUCAUUUAGAACUGACCUCUAGCAUAUUUGGAGGAGGACAUGGGUUGUACCCUCAGAAAUUCAGGUCCUUGGUGGAUUUCGUGGCCUUUCAGCUCUGUUUUUCGAGUAGUGUUUACAAAGGAAUGGGAUGGAAUUCUCAGAAACAGUUGUUUGAUCGCUGUGGUGGGAACUGGAAGCGGCUCUUGAGGUUCCUGCAGGCUGUGGAAGAAUCUUCGGGCAUGGUCGAGACUUCUGCAGGCAAUAUGCAGAUUACAACAGGGAUGUAUCACACAUUGUUGAUCAGCAAUUCGUCCAUUUAUUCUUGUGGUUCCAGUUUGACUGGUGUUCUUGGACAUGGACCUGAAACAACACAAUGUGUUGCAUUCACUCAAAUUAGUUUACCACCAUUGGCACAUGUCGUCCAAGUCUCAGCCUCCCAUAAUCAUGCUGCUUUUGUACUGAAUACUGGAGAGGUUUUCACUUGUGGAGGCAAUUCGUCAUUUUCUUGUGGUCAUCGGGAUACCAGCCGCCCCAUAUUUAGGCCUAGACUUGUGGAUGCAAUGAAGGGAGUUCCUUGCAAGCAGGUUGCCACGGGACUCAACUCUACAGUAUUCCUUUCUAGACAGGGCAAGGUUUACACCUGUGGAGCUAACACAUAUGGGCAACUUGGUCACGGUGACACAAUAGAUCGACCGACACCAUCAAUUGUUCAAUUGCUGGAGACAACUGGCUCCGUGGUUCAAGUUGCUGCUGGUCCCGGUUAUGUUCUAUCUGUGACAGACAAUGGAGUAGUUUACUCUUUUGGUUCUGGUUCUAACUUUUGCCUGGGCCAUGGAGAACAGCAUAAUGAGUUGCUGCCACGUGCAAUCCAGACGUUUCAGAGGAAGGGUAUUCAUGUGGUUCGUGUGUCUGCCGGGGAUGAACAUGCUGUGGCACUCGACUCAAAUGGAUUUGUAUACACUUGGGGUAAGGGCUAUUGUGGAGCACUAGGCCAUGGAGAUGAGAGUGAUAAGACCCUUCCAGUAAUAUUGAACAGUCUUAAGAACCACCUAGCUGUUCAGGUGUGCGCGAGAAAGAGGAAAACGUUUGUUCUGGUGGAUAAUGGUUCCGUUUACGGUUUUGGUUGGAUGGGGUUUGGCAGUUUGGGGUUUCCAGAUAGAGGACCAUCUGAUAAAGGGACGAAACCCAGGGUUUUGGACAGCUUAAGGGCUCAUCGUGUAUCUCAGAUAAGCACAGGCCUGUACCACACCAUUGCAAUCACUGACAAGGGCCGCAUAUUUGGCUUUGGAGACAACGAAAGAGCACAGCUCGGACACGACUCACUGAGAGGAUGCCUGGAGCCCAUGGAGAUCUUCGUUGAAGAUGUGGCAGCAGAUGAAAAUGAUGCAGCACAACAGUGAAACAUGAACGAAGGACAAAAAAAGAGGCCGCUUUCCAGCCUGAAUCUUUAAUUAAUGCUAGUGUAACCGAAGAACAAGCUGAAGUAAUGAGUUGAUGUUGUUGUAGACUUGCAGUAGAAACUGAAUAUGAUUAUUUGACCAAUCAAUGGUGUGAGCUUUUCAAUUGUUGCUCAAGUACUAUGAGUGUCUUUGCGGUCCCUGAAAUCGUAUAUCAGGGUUAGCUUUGGCCCCUCUUUACAUAAUUGUGUCGGCGGUAGAUUUUCAUUUUUCAUAUCCUGAUCCUGGAGUCCCCUCGCGGUCCCGGAGACGAUACAGGCCACCGGGAUUGUUAGGCGCAAGUGGUGGCCGGAGCAGUGGACAGCCAGAAACUGGUUUCUUCGGUAAUGCAAUGCCAAGAUGUCUCCCCUGUUCAUUAAAGCUUGAAUCUUAAC